This is a messenger RNA of Condylura cristata (star-nosed mole), 942 nucleotides long. RefSeq names its product solute carrier family 39 (zinc transporter), member 2 (gene SLC39A2). The coding region runs from base 19 to 942 and encodes 307 amino acids. The transcript has 4 exons. Gene Ontology annotation, cellular component: plasma membrane. Gene Ontology annotation, molecular function: zinc ion transmembrane transporter activity. The record is from RefSeq and is a predicted model, not a curated record. NCBI's taxonomy places the organism in Eukaryota, Metazoa, Chordata, Mammalia, Eulipotyphla, Talpidae. Gene Ontology annotation, biological process: zinc ion transmembrane transport.
UCACCCUGCACCCCAAGGAUGGAGCCACUGCUGGGGGUCAAAGUUGGCUGUCUAUUUGCCCUGCUGGUCCUCACUCUGCUCUGUGGCCUGAUUCCCAUCUGCUUCAAAUGGUUCAAGAUCGAUGCAGCCACAGGUCGCCACCGCCGAGUGCUCAGCCUUCUAGGCUGCAUUUCUGCCGGGGUUUUCCUGGGAGCAGGGCUUAUGCACAUGACCGCUGAAGCCCUGGAGGGCAUUGAGGCAGAGAUCCAGAGAUUCAUGGAGAAGAACAGGACGGAAAGCAAAGGACAGGCUGAUGAUCCUGAUUCAGCACAUAUGGAGUACCCCUUUGGAGAGCUCGUCAUCUCCCUGGGCUUCUUCCUAAUCUUCCUGCUGGAGUCGGUGGUAUUACAGUGCUGUCCAGGGACCAGUGAAGGCUCGACAGUGCAGGAGGAGUGGGGCGGUGCUCACGUCCUUCAGCUCCACAGCCACGGGGCGCCACCCUCGCCGUCUCAAGGUCCCCUCCGAGCCCUGAUCCUCUUGCUGUCUCUCUCCUUCCACUCCGUGUUUGAAGGGCUCGCUGUGGGGCUGCAGCCAACUGUAGCAUCCACUGUGCAGCUCUGUCUCGCAGUGCUCGCUCACAAGGGGCUGGUGGUGUUUGGUGUAGGACUGCGGCUGGUGCGGAUGGGCACCCCGACACGCUGGGCCGUGUACUCCAUACUGUCCUUAGCUCUCAUGUCACCCCUGGGCCUGGCAGUAGGGCUGGCUGUGGCUCAAGGAGAUGCUGAAGGAGGCCGAGGCUUAGCGCAGGCCGUGUUAGAGGGGGUGGCAGCUGGCACCUUCCUCUAUGUUACCUUCCUGGAAAUUCUGCCCCGGGAGCUAGCUGGUUCUGAAUUCCCUCUGGUUAAAUGGGGCUGUGUAGCUGCUGGGUUUGCCUUCAUGGCUUUUAUUGCCUUGUGGGCCUGA